AAACGUUGCCAGUCGUCAUUGCAAUGUUUGUAAACCUGAAUUUUGGAAGCUGGAUGUUUCUAAUCCCAACGGAUGUCAGCCGUGUAAUUGUAAUACAAAUGGAACAACAAAUGAAAGCAAUGUUUGUGACAUGGUUACUGGUCAGUGUUCUUGCAAUGCAAAUGUUAUGGGUCGUGUUUGUGGAGAAUGCAAGGAUGGAUUCUAUGGUCUCAAUAGUGCCAAUGUGAAUGGGUGUUUGCCAUGUAAGUGUGACGUAGGAGGCUCCCUAAACUAUGUGUGUAACAAGAUCAGUGGUCAGUGUUUGUGUCGUUCUGGCCUCACUGGUCGUGAUUGUUCACACGUGGUACCGGGGACAUUCUUGCCACCUGUUGAUUAUAAUCGAUAUGAAGCAGAACUUGCUGGAGGAUCGGCAACGCCUGUCUCGUUUGUUGAUGGUGUGGGUAGAGUGUUUACUCACACCGGGUACGCAGCUGCACAGAGUAAUGAUUCAGUGAUAUUCUUAUCAGUCACUGUUCCAAGAAGUGGAUUGUAUCAAGUUGUUAUUCGUUACACCUACAACAGUAUUUCUUCCUGGUCAUAUGCACAGUUGACAGUUACGCCAGAUCUUGCCGUGGGCAGUGGAACUGAUCCCAAUUGUAUUGAAGUGACAUCUGCAAUGACAGCUGACAUUUUUAAUCUUACUUCUGGAGAUGAUGUUGCAUUUGUUCUACCAUCUCAUUUGUGCUUACGUGAACUGAGGAACUAUUCAGUUGACCUCAGUCUUGGUUCAUCAGGAAGUGGACACGAUUCUGUUAUUCAAAUUGACUCUCUAGUUGUCAUACCAGUUGUUAACGAUUUUGCUGUUUUUCAAAACAACUCACAGCUGUUGACAUCUUACAUGAAUGCUGGCUGUGUAGAGGUGCGUUAUACAGUUCAAGGUGGUUUGAAUGAGGACAGUACAUGUCAAAGUAUUAGUAUGAGUGUAUCAGCGCAACUCUACAAUGGUUCUUUGAGUUGCAGCUGUAAUGAUCACACUAGUAUUAAUGGUGCAAUUUGCAACAACUACACUGGACAGUGUAAUUGUCAGUCUGGCAUCUUUGGCAGAACAUGUGACAGUUGUUUACCUGGUUAUCAUUCUUUGAGUUCUAGUGGUUGCAUUAACUGUGGUUGCAAUUCCAUUGGCUCUUUGAGUUCUGUUUGUGACGCAUCUACGGGUCAGUGUUUGUGUGCGUCAGCCAACAUAGAGGGACAACAGUGUGACAGCUGCAUAGUAGAUCACUUUGGUUUCAACACCACUGAUGGUUGUCAAGCAUGUAAUUGCAACACAACUGGCUCAACUGCUUUACAGUGUGACGACAUGGGACAGUGUGAUUGCAAAAAUGGCACAUCUGGAUUGAAUUGUCAUAGGUGCCUUUCAACUCACUACAACUUUACUGAUGAAGGUUGUACUGCCUGUAGUUGCAACAUUGCAGGUUCAACCGCAGCCAACUGUUCAGAGAGUGGCCAGUGCUUUUGUAAAGCUAAUGUCAAUGGUCUCCAGUGUGAAUUUUGCAAUGCUCGUUUCUACAAUUUGGAUAAUGGAAAUCAUGAAGGGUGUCAACCUUGUUUUGGCUACGGAUGGUCAAUUGACUGCACAUCAGCUAGUGGGUAUGCAAGAAACACGGUGUUAGCACAGUUCGGUCACGAUGAUGGAUGGAAGGUUGUGAGAAAUGAUACAGGGGCUGAUAUCACAACACUUGUGAGUUUAGUGGCUGCCGGAGGCCGAACUGUACGAAGUCAAAACAUUAUGGCUGACCUAUAUUUAGAAGCACCAGCUAAAUACUUGGGGAAUCGAUUAGCUUCAUACGCACAAAGUUUAACAAUCGUGUUACGACUUAUUUCAGAUCUUCCUGGGGCAAAGCCCAGUGGUCCAGACAUCAUACUAGAUAGUAAUGAUGGGUAUAGGAUAACUCUUGAGCUGAAUCCUGCUCCAUCUACAAACUUUGAAACGUACCGUAUGCAGCUGGACACAAGUGCAGGUUGGCAGUCUCAAGUAGCUGGUGUUUUUCAUCAUGCUACUGCAUUUGAAAUACAGAGAGUGCUAGUUGAUUUGAGUCGACUAGCUAUUCGGGCUGUCUAUGAUGUCAAUGUAGUAACUGUCUUUUUGGAUGUAACUCUGGAGGUGGCAGUUUCAUCUGCAAUGUCUGAUGUGACUUGGGUGGAAAAUUCAACAUGUCCAGUGAGAUUUACUGGUACACUUUGUGAGGCUUGUGCAUCUGGUUAUACUCGUGCAGUACCUGGUGGUAGCUCGUACCUUGAUUGCAUUGUAUGCAAUUGCAGUGGUCAUUCAACAUCGUGUGACCCACAAAGUGGUGUUUGUAGUUCAUGUCAAAACAACACAACAGGUGACCAUUGUGAACUUUGCAUGGAAGGGUUUUACGAGAGUGCAGCAGGUGAAUGCUUUCCAUGUCCAUGUCCACUUGUGUCUGGUCGUGGCCAGUUUACAAAGUCUUGUCAGCUGCAGGGAGGAAAUGUUGUCUGUUUUGGUUGUCCAGAUGGUCAUGUUGGUGACGACUGUGGUCAAUGUGAUUCGGGAUACUUUGGCAAUCCUCUUGUUGGGAUCGCUUGUUCUAACUGUUCGUGUAGUGGGAACGUUGACACUUCUGAUCCAGGCAGUUGCAACAUGACAACUGGAGAAUGCUUGAAGUGUUUAUAUCAUACUGAUGGACCAUUGUGUGCAGUAUGUGCAAUUGGUUUCUAUGGCAGUGCAUUUGCCAGAAAUUGCACAGAGUGUGAGUGUGGUGUGGGUGCUGCUGACGAUGAUUGUCAACCAAACGGCCAGUGUAUUUGUAGAGUAGGCGCAGCAGGACUGAAAUGUGACUCAUGUCAAGAGGAGUCUUUUGGACUUUCUGCUAAUGGCUGUGACUCAUGCAAUUGCCAUCCACUAGGAUCUACCAGCCUACAGUGCAACCUUACUACAGGGAUGUGCUCUUGUAAGCCAGGUGUUGGAGGAGACAAAUGUAACGAAUGCCUUCUUGGCUUCUACAACUUUAGCAGUUUAGGGUGCAGUGCUUGUGACUGCCAUUCAUUUGGGUCAUUGAAUGUUCAGUGCAAUGUAAGUACAGGUCAGUGUCCAUGUACACCUGGUUCAGAAGGACGACAGUGUGACACAUGUAAAAGUGGUUUCUUUAAUGUAUCCGAGGGCUGCUUGGCUUGUCAGUGUAAUGGUCACUCCAACAUAUGUGAUGUUAUAUCUGGUGUAUGCUCUGGCUGUCAAGGCAACACUAAAGGUGAUCAUUGUGAGCAGUGUUCUGAUGGCUACUUUGGAGAUGCUUUGAAUGGUACACCUACUGACUGUCAGCCUUGUCCAUGUCCCGGUACUACCACUGCAACCAGAUUUAGUGAGGAGUGUGAAGCGAAAAGGGAUGGAAAUGCACGGUGUGCUGACUGCAGUGAAGGUCAUGGUGGAGACCGGUGUGAAUUCUGCAUUGAUGCUUACUUUGGGGAUCCUCUGGGUGCUCUUGGUAAUGUGACUCCUUGUGUAAAGUGUGAUUGCUCGGGCAAUGUGAACGAGUCAGCAUUGGGAAAUUGCAAUAACCUGACCGGAAUAUGUUCACAGUGUCUAUACAACACAGAUGGUGAUCACUGUGAACUGUGUGCAGAUGGUUACUAUGGAAAUGCGCUAACACGUAACUGCACAGCAUGUUCUUGUCAUCCUGUUGGUGCUGCUGAUGUUGUUUGUAUUGAACCAGAUGGAAGCUGUUUCUGUAGGCCAAAUGUAAUGCAACCAAAGUGUGAUCACUGUAGACCUGGUUAUUAUAAUUUGACUACGACUGGCUGUCAAGACUGUUCAUGUGAUCCCAAUGGCUCACAGUCUCAUACCUGUAAUGAGAUUUCUGGUGUUUGUUCAUGCCUCUCUGGUAUUGGAGGAGACAAAUGCGACCGAUGCAGACCAGGUUUUUAUGGAUUCAGCAACAGUGGCUGUUCCGCAUGUGAUUGUUUUCCAAGUGGGUCAAAUGGUGCAGAGUGUGAUCAAGUGACAGGGCAGUGUAUUUGCAAAGAAACUGCAACAGGUCGUCGGUGUGACACUUGUCAUGAUGGAUUCUUUAGUGAUGACUGCAUUGUGUGCAACUGCAACAACCAUUCAUUGACUUGUAAUAGUGGGACUGGUGUAUGUGAUGACUGUCGUGAUAAUACAGUAGGUGAUCACUGUGAAUUCUGCAGUCAAGGAUUUUAUGGUCGCCCGACAACGGGCACACCAGAUGACUGCCAGCCAUGUCCAUGCCCUCUCACAUCCCCUGAUGGUCAAUUCAGUACCACAUGUCGAUUGGAUGAUUCAGAUGUAGUCUGCACAGCGUGUGCAGUAGGGCACACAGGACAGCAGUGUGAAGAAUGUCUUUUUGGAUUUUAUGGUGAUCCUAAAGGUCAAAUGGGUAACGUAACAGGCUGUCAGCCAUGUGACUGCAACGGCAAUGUGGACAUCCAUGUAGCAGGCAACUGUAAUACAACUACCGGGAUAUGCAGCAAUUGUGAAAGAAACUCAACAGGUAGCCAGUGUGAGCAUUGUGAAGACAAUUAUUAUGGUGAUGCUAUAAUUGCCAAGAACUGCACAGCUUGUGACUGUGACAUUGAUGGAUCGUUGUCAUGGAUGCCUUGCAAUCGCACUACAGGACAGUGCCAUUGUCGUUCUUUUGUAUUGGGUCGCAGAUGCGACAUUUGUGCUACAAAUUACUGGAACAUAUCUUCAGGCGUUGGUUGCAUUGAGUGUGGAUGUGACCCUGAUGGGUCAUAUGGUCAUGGCUGUGAUAUGUUCAGUGGUCAAUGUGACUGUAAACCUGGUGUGGGUGGCAGACAGUGUGAUCGUUGCUUGCCUGGAUACUUCAAUUUUACAUCAUCUGGAUGCCAAGAAUGUGCUUGCUCCAGUUUGGGGUCACUUGGUGUGUCUUGCAAUCAGUUGACAGGACAAUGCAAUUGCUCAGAGGGUGCACAAGGGCUGAAGUGUGAUGUAUGUAAAGACUUCUUUUUCAAUACUACAGCUGGUUGUUUAGCGUGUGAUUGUAAUGAGCAUUCAACACAGUGCAACCCAACAACUGGAUUUUGUCUUCAUUGUCAACACAACACUAAGGGUGAUUAUUGUGACAGUUGUAUUUCUGGUUAUUAUGGUGAUGCAACUCAAGGAUCUGUGGAUGAUUGUAAACUCUGUCGAUGCCCUGGAUCUGAUCCAGCGACGUCCUUCAGCUCAACAUGUGAGUUGCGGUCUGAUGGUCAAGUCGAAUGCACUGCUUGUCAACGAGGUCACGGAGGAUUGCUUUGUGAUACUUGUACAGCUGGGUUUUAUGGAAAUCCCAUUGGAGGUCAGGGAUGCUCUGAUUGUACUUGCAAUGGGAACAUUGACCCUAGUGAUCCGGCAAGCUGUAACAGGACUACUGGUGAGUGCAUGAACUGUCUUAACAACACAGCAGGGCGGUCUUGUGAAAUAUGCUCUGAUGGAUACUACGGAAAUGCCACAACACAGAGCUGCAGGCCGUGUCAGUGUAACGUAAGUGGAAUUGUUCCUGUUGGAGGCUGUGACCAUACCAGUGGCCUGUGUUUCUGUAGACCGAAUAUUGACGGAGAUUUGUGUGAUAGUUGCUUAGAUAAUUACUAUAAUUUUAGAAACCUAGGUGGCUGCUUGCCAUGCAACUGCAACACAACAGGUUCACUGGUACUACAAUGUGAUCAGUUUAGUGGACAGUGUUCAUGCAAACCAGGCAUAACAGGAAGUAAAUGUGACCGUUGCUCUAUUGGUUACUUUUCUUUUAUGGAGAAAGGUUGUACUGCAUGUGAAUGCAAUCGUGAAGGCUCCUUAUCACUUCAGUGUGAUGAGAGUGGUCAGUGUUCUUGUCGUUUGGGUGUUAGCGGUCGCCGCUGUGACAUGUGUGCUGAGAAUUUUGCUGGCAAUGGAACUCACUGCUUUCCUUGUGGAGUGUGUUACAGUGACGUUCAAGCUGGUGUUGAAGAACUUCGCCAGCGAGUGAAGGCAAUACGAACACAGCUCACAGUCUUUGAAAAGAACAGACACAACGAGACAUUUCAAGUCCGUUUUGAAGAUGCAGAGAGAAGGGUGCGUCAACUGCAGAAUGAUUUGACCAGCAGCACUGCCAGGAUGGACAACUUGUGGGUGGACAUUAGACUUGCUGAGAAUAGAAUAGUUGCAUUGCAGAUGGAAGUAUCCUCAGCUUCCUCAUUGUCAAGAGAUGGUCAGAGGAUAGCAGUUACUGCUAGUACUCAGUCUCAGCAAGUUGAGGAAUUAUUGUCUAAUGUGGAAGCUGAUGUCACUGACGCACAUGUCACAUUGAGCAGAAAUAUUGAACCAAAGAGUCGAUCUAUAACAGGUGACUUUUCAAAUAUAACUGCAUUGGCUAGUAGAUCAGCUGAUUUAGCACAAGAAGCUUCUGAUCUAGUUGACCUCCAUAACAGUAAUUCAGACAUUGUGAAUAACACGGCUGCGCGAGUAGGUGCUGUGGCAUCAGAAGCAAAGUUGAAAGCUGAACAAGCAUGGAUGGAUCAACAGAAUGAUAAGCGGAGGAUUACUGACGUCGCAAUUAGUCUGUCAAACUUGAAUGAGGAAGUGGAAGAUACUAAGGCACAAGUUAUUUUGGCAGAAACUGAAGCUUUACAAGUAGAACAGACUGCUGCACAAGUGCUAGCUAACGCAAGCUUGCCACCUUCAAACCACACUCUCAUGGAUUUGAGGCGUCGCUUGAGCCAUACUGAUAACACAACCAAAUCACUUGCUGCUCAAACAGAGUCUCUUCAGUCAAUCUAUUCAUCAACUGUCACUGAAGUUGAACAGAAGCGCUCUGAAACAACAAAGGCUUUUAAUCAAGCCACAUCUCUUGGCUUAGAUGCUGAAAGCUUGAAACAGCAUGCAAAUAAUGCUUAUGGAAAGGCAUCAAAUGCAGUCAGCUCUGGAACUGCUACAUUGAAUGCAGCUAAAGAUAUGCUUGAUGUUCUUCAGAAUUUUAAUGAACGAAUUACAGAAACAUCAGCCCAGGCAGCCACUGCACUUGAGAAAGUAGAUGACAUACGAAUCGUAAGUGAGGCUGCCAGCAAACAAGCAAGGCAGGUUCUUUCUGACAACCAGCAAGCUCUUGUUGAUGCUCAAACAGCUGAGAAAUUGGCAGAAGAAGCAAAAUCAACAGCCGAAACAGCUGAACAAACAGCAACUGAUGUGAGAAGUAACUUCAAUCAAAUCAUUAUUACAGCUUCCACUCAAAGAAGUGAAGCUGCAGACGAAGUCAGGAAGGCAUCAAUGUUAAAUGCAUCUGCUGAAUCAGCUUUGCAGAGUUGUGCAGCUGAUAAGGCAACAGUAGAGAAGUUUGCAGACAAUGUUGAUACUGCAGUUAGCGAUCUGACUGCAUGUGAUCAACGCAUUGACGAGGGACAAGCCAAAGUCAAGCAGCUUCUAGAAGACAUCAUCAACUUAGACCAACUGGACAGUGAUCAAAUUAAUGUUCUCACAACCAGAAUUCAAGGUUUAAAGCAGCGACUACAAAAUCUGGAUCUUACAGCUGUAUUAGCGUCUCUGUCUGCUCAACUGAAGCUUCAACAGGUACUGGCAGCUGAUCAUGAAAGCGUAAUUACAAGUCUCAGACAAGAAGUUGACGAUGUGAAAGUUAUCUUUCAGAAUACCUGCACGUGAUGACAGUUAGAAUAUACUAAUUACUGUUGAUUUGUGACUGGGGACAUUGGUACUGAUUGAUCAAUCAGUGGUCUGCUAUUUUGUUAUCAUUUUGUAGGUGACUACAGAAUCAUUCUUCUGACUUCUUAUACUAUAGUAACUUGAAUGAUACAACAUACAGAAGUAUUUUAAACAUA
Molecule: messenger RNA, 7818 nt
Organism: Corticium candelabrum
Lineage: Eukaryota; Metazoa; Porifera; Homoscleromorpha; Homosclerophorida; Plakinidae
Product: laminin subunit gamma-1-like
Exons: 15
Coding region: 131-7642 (2503 amino acids)
Biological process (GO): tissue development; animal organ morphogenesis
Source: RefSeq, a predicted model, not a curated record